AUGUCGAAGGAAUUCACUUUACAGCAAGGUGUCGGACAAGGAAGGGUACUGUCGUCGAGGUAUUUCCUUCUGAUGAUUGACGAAUUGAUAGAAAUGCUGGAUAAAAGUGCGACUGGAGCAUGUGUGUGUGACCUUUACAUUCCAAGUGUUAUUCUGGCUGACGACACUUCCCUUAUAUCCAACACUCCCAGUGGUCUCCAGAAGCAACUGGAUAAUAGUGAAUCUUUUCAACAUGAGAAAAUUGUAAAGUUAGUUUCAAAACUGCUGGCUACCGGAAGUUCAGUCAAUGCAAAAAAUGUUGCAGAAAUAACGCCAUUACUGGCAGCAUUAAAUGUGAUGCCAUGCAAAAGUUACCCACACAUAAAAGAUGAGGUAAUAAAAAUCCUUCUUGACAAUGGGGCUGAUAUCAACGUUUGGUUUAAAAAGGAAAACAAAUCCGCACUUUGUCAUUCCAUCGAAAGUGAAGAAGUAGAAACGACGAAAUUAUUGGUUGAAGCUGGAUACGACGUGAAUACAAAGGAAGCAGAUGGAGAACUACCAAUCUUCUGCUGUUUACCAUUAGAUACAACUGCUAGGAGAGAAUUGUUUUGUUUCUUGUUGGAGUCUGGAACCAAUCCAAAUGCAGAGGAUAACAAAGGAAUAUGUCUUUUGGAUCAUGUUUUCUCACUGUUAUUUUCUAUGAGCUCUUAUUACAUUCAGUUCAAUGAUUUAAUGCAAGAUCCUAGAGCUGUUGAAUUAAAAGAAAUGUUUUGUUCUUUGCUUAACAAAAAUGCCAAUCCUAAUACAGCACGGGAAGGAGAAGAUUCACUUCUAAUCAGGGCCAUUAGAUGUGGAAGUACUGAUAUAGUUCUCUUGCUGGUCCAAGCCGGUGCUAACAUUGCUCACCGAGGGGAAAAUAAGAUCACAGCAGUGGAUUGGUGUUGCCAUUUAAGUGAAUAUACGAGGUGGUAUCCGUACACAGGUGUUAUAAUGACUGAAUCAGGAUUGAAGAUAAUGGACAUCUUGAUAGAGAACGAUAUGCCCCUUGAUAUUCCAAAUUUUGAUGGCAAAUAUCCUCUAGAUCUUGUAAUGAGUUUUAAUAACACAGACGUACAAAUCGAGGAAAUGCUGUUAAGGGGUGCAGAUCCGAAUAAAUUUGACGAAAGAGAGGAAUCGCUUCUAAUAAGAUCAGUAUAUAGAAGUCCUUCAGUAACACUGGCUUUACUGAAAGCCGGUGCAGAAACAAAAAUGAAAGCAAUGGAUGGAAGAAGUGUAUAUGAUUUAUUCAUUGAGAGAGUAUUUUAUGACGAUCGACUCUCCUGUCUCGAUAAGGAAUGUGCAGUGGAAAUUCAAAUGAGAACACAAACAAUCCAGGAAGAAGUAUUCAUUGAAAUCAUUGAUUGGCGCUUGAUGCAAGUACAAUCAAUUUUGGACCAGUUACAGUCCGAACCAAUUACAACAGAAACUGAGAGAUCAUUGAUUCUAAGAUUCGAAGACAGUUAUUCUUGUUGGAGAGUAGUGCGUCGAAUUGAAAAUUCUCUAAUCAUUUCCGAAAAAGGCAGACUGCAGAUCAAUGGAAACCACAGUCAGAAUGUUUGGUUCACGAUACAAAAAAAGUUAGACAGUCGAAG
Molecule: messenger RNA, 1610 nt
Organism: Saccostrea cuccullata (small rock oyster)
Lineage: Eukaryota; Metazoa; Mollusca; Bivalvia; Ostreida; Ostreidae
Exons: 9
Molecular function (GO): protein binding
Source: RefSeq, a predicted model, not a curated record